Messenger RNA from Tribolium castaneum (red flour beetle), 2076 nucleotides. RefSeq names its product TBP-associated factor 5 (gene Taf5). The coding region runs from base 65 to 2023 and encodes 652 amino acids. Gene Ontology annotation, cellular component: transcription factor TFIID complex. Gene Ontology annotation, molecular function: RNA polymerase II general transcription initiation factor activity; protein binding. Gene Ontology annotation, biological process: transcription initiation at RNA polymerase II promoter. The record is from RefSeq and is marked inferred. The transcript is spliced from 6 exons. Lineage: Eukaryota; Metazoa; Arthropoda; Insecta; Coleoptera; Tenebrionidae.
UUAGGGAAACGUCAGUUUGUGUUGUAUUUAUUAUUUUACGAGUUUAUAAAUGAGCGCCGAAGAAAUGGAAAAAUCUCAACUUGCAGCCGUUCUGCAAAUUUUGAAAAAAUACAAUUUAAAGGGCACUGAGGAGCUGCUACGAAAGGAGGCCAAUCUCGGUAAUAACAUAGCUGAUGGCCCUUUGCAACAAAAUUCAGACGUUAGUAGCGUUCUGACGGGGUACAAGAGUGACGGAGAUCCAGAAACCUAUGAGGACUCUUACAUGGAGUUAAAGCGUUUUGUUGAGGGCUCCCUUGACAUUUACAAACACGAAUUAGGCAUGAUUUUAUACCCAGUUUUGGUCCACAUGUACCUCGAAUUGGUUUAUAAUGGACAUACGGAGAAAGCGAUAAACUUAAUGAAAAAAUUUGGCCCCGAACAAGACUCGUACUAUCAGGAGGAUCUCAGGAAGUUGGCUUUGGUCACAAAACGGGACCAUAUGAACGGGAACGAAUUGACAGACACCUUCAAAUCAAACCAGUUUAUUAUUCGAAUGUCGCGUGACACUUUGUCACUUUUAAAACGUCACUUAAACGACAAAAAAGCGUCAGUUUUGCUGAACAUCAUCCAGGAACAUCUCUACUUUGAUAUGUACGAAGGCGUAGCGAGGAACAAAAGCCAGAUUGAUGCCACGUCAGGUGCCGUUGGGGGAGAGGCAAAACGACAAGAUAAUAAAACCAAAGUCUAUUACGGCAUCCCCAAAGCCCCCGACAUUCAGGCACUAGCAGCGCCAGUCGAAGACGAGGACGAAGGCGGCGAACAGGACAAUCCGGACAAACCUAAGAAGAAAAAAGCCAAAAAAGACCCACUUUUCUCGAAAAAAACAAAAAAUGACCCAAACGCUCCACCGCCUGAUAGAAUUCCAGUCCCGGACAUGAGAGACCACGAUAAGUACGAAAAAGUGAAGGCGUACAGAGAGGCCUCAAAGAGAGUUACGUUAGGCCCGGAUUACCUCCCUUCAGUUUGUUGUUACACCUUACUUAACGCCAAUCACACGGUUAAUUGUGCUGAAAUCACCGAAGAUUCGAGUAUGCUGGCGGUGGGUUUCAGCGAUUCAAUUGUUAAAGUCUGGACACUUGUGCCUCAAAAACUGAAGGCUAUGAAAAGUGGGGAGCAGCUGGAGGAUGUCAAUGUUGACGUAGAGGAUGUCGUGGUGAGAAUGAUGGAUGAAAGGUCCGGUGAGACUUCCAGAUCGCUUUACGGCCAUUCAGGGCCUGUUUACUCGGUAUCAUUUUCCCCAGACAAGACUCUCCUUAUCAGUUGUUCGGAAGACACAACAAUAAGAUUAUGGUCGUUGCAAAUAUGGACUUGUCUGGUGGUCUACAAAGGACACAUGUUCCCCGUUUGGGACGUCAAAUUCUCUCCCUUGGGCUAUUACUUCGCUUCGGCGUCGUACGACCGCACUGCGCGACUUUGGGCCACCGACCAUUACCAACCGUUGCGAUUAUUUGCCGGUCAUUUCUCCGACGUCGAUUGCGUCCAGUUUCACCCAAAUUCCAAUUACGUUGCGACCGGUUCCAGCGACCGCCGCGUCUGUUUGUGGGAUUGUACGACGGGAAAUCAUGUCCGACUUAUGACUGGGCAUAAAUCGCCCAUAAUGUCUUUGGCGUUCAGUGUUUGUGGGCGGUUUUUGGCUUCCGCGGGGGUGGAUUGUAAAGUGUUGGUUUGGGACUUGUCCCAUGGACACUUGGUUGCAGAACUCACCGGGCAUGAGAAGCCCAUCCAUGCACUUGCUUUCAGCAGAUGCGGGAAUAUUCUAGUUUCAGGAGGGUUGGACUGUUUGCUCAAAGUUUGGGAUUUUACCAAACUGACUGAGGAAAUCAGCUCGGAGGAAGUAAAUGUGUCGCAUAAUCCCGAUGUGAGGAUCGGGGAUGAUUAUUUAUUGAGGAGUUUUGCGACGAAGAGCUCGCCAUUGAUCAGCCUUCACUUUACGAGGAGGAAUUUGCUAUUGGCUGUUAGCAUGUUUGAUGGUGUUAGCACUUAGUUUAUUGUAAUGUGUAUUAUUUACCUUGAUAAGAAAUAAAUUUUUUAACGAUU